AUGGAGAACAGACCACAAUGCAGUAUAUCACUUAAUUUAGUUGAUAACAAAGAACUACGGUCGCGUAUCAGGAAUUCAAUGGGUAUCGGUUAUUGGAAUGCUUAUACUAAAAGUGAAAAGUAUUUAUCUGAAAAACCAACAAAUGUGGAAAUUGAUUCUGCCGAAUUAGCAAAGCAUAAUAAGUCUGAUGAUAUGUGGAUAGCUUUAGAUCAUCAAGGAAAAACUGUAGUAUAUGAUAUCACAAAAUUUGCGGCGUAUCAUCCUGGAGGUGUUGAUAUACUGUUGGAAUAUGCUGGAACUGAUGCUUCAGAAGCAUUUCGAAUGGCACAUUCAUAUGUUAGCACAAAUAUGAUAUCUAGAUUACAGAAAGGUUAUUUAAAACAAAGUGCACCUGGUCGAGGUGGUAUGCCUAAUCAAUUAUCUCCAUUGUUUAUUCCAUCGAAGCUUCGUCUAAGCAAUACGAAGAAACCUAUUUGGGAUUGGAAAGAAUAUGAUGGUUAUAUUGAAUUGAUUAUUAAUUAUGGAAAUAAUAAAGUCUUUGAUACAUUUUGUUAUAAAUUAGAUAAAUUACGAGUACUUUGUACAUGGACUAAAUGUGAUCAAAAUGAUAAACAAAUAAAUUCCAAUGGUGUACUUAUGUUACGUACAGUAUUAGAUAAUGAAUAUCAUUGUUUGAAAUUAAGACUAUGUGCUCAACUUCGUCCAGAUUUGUGUACACUUUGUUUGAAUCAAUUGGGAAUUGGUAAUUCGAAGUCAUUGUCUUCGCUUUCACCACCAUCAUCAUCAUCACUAUUAAAACGAAUAGGAGAGGGAGGUGGCAGAGAAGGAACAAUCCAGUUGAGUAUCAAUUUAAUUAAACUCCUAUCUGUUACAUCAUCAUUAUCUUCAACAUCUUCUUCCUCCUUUCCAUCAUUGUCAGUACAACCAAAUAUUGGUAGUAUAGAAUUAGUUGAAAAAUCGACAAAUAAUUCAUUUAGUACAAUUGGUGUUGUACUUCGUGAUAUUUGUAUUGGAUUAGAUGUUGAAAAUAGUUCCAUUUCUAAUGAAUUAUUUUUUGUUUGUUCUAUCAUUGAAUCUUAUUGGUUACAUAAUAAUUAUCGAUUUAUACGUAUAAAUUGGCCAAAAUCACAAGUAAAUAUAAAUAUACCAAUUGGAUAUCAUGUAAAUGUUCGUUUAAAAGAUUCAGAAAGUAAUUACGUAAUCAGACCUUAUACACCAGUAUGCAAUGAUUUGACUUUUUCAUCAAUAAUCAAUACCGAUUGUCAACAGGAAGAAAAUGUGAAUCAAUUUUGUUUAUUAAUUAAAAUUUAUCCGAAUGGUGAAUUUUCUAAACUUGUGAAUAAUAUUUCUACAAAUGAUACUAUUGAAAUCAGUCUACCAAUAGGUAAUUUCAAUAGUAAUCUAAUCAAACAACUCAUUCAUAAUAAUAAUGAAUCAAAAUUGACCUAUCUUAUUAUGUUAGCCGGAGGUAGUGGAAUAACACCUAUGCUACGAAUAAUUCAUUAUUUAUUUACUGAUAAUCAUCAUUAUGAUCAUCAAAAUUUACAAACAUUUAAAAUACAUUUAAUUCAUUUUAAUCGUUGUCAAAUGGAUCAAAUAUUAAUUUCAUAUUUUGAAUCAUUACAUAAUCAUUUCCCAAAUAAAUUUUCCAUUACUCACGUUCUAUCUGAACCAUUAUGCAUUACUGGCGGUGAUAAUAAUAACCAUUGGUUAUAUGGACAUAUAACCGAUGAAUUAUGUCGUCAAUGUUUUGAUCAAGAAAUUAUUGAUAAUUUUGAAUCACAGACAAUUUGUUUAAUAUGUGGUCCAUCUGGUUUUAAUGAUGCAGCUUUAAAACUAACAAAUCAAUGGUCUAUUCCUAAAGAACGUGUACAUGUCUUUAAAGGAUGA
This is a messenger RNA of Schistosoma margrebowiei, 1890 nucleotides long. NCBI's taxonomy places the organism in Eukaryota, Metazoa, Platyhelminthes, Trematoda, Strigeidida, Schistosomatidae. The record is from the annotation of a GenBank genome assembly.